Molecule: messenger RNA, 12865 nt
Organism: Coregonus sp. 'balchen'
Lineage: Eukaryota; Metazoa; Chordata; Actinopteri; Salmoniformes; Salmonidae
Source: the annotation of a GenBank genome assembly
AUGUUAGAAGACGGGGCGUUGCUGGAGGCUGGUGGAUUUUUGGUGUCCAGCUUGUGGGCUGGCAGGUGUAACAAAAAUAUAUUUCUGUGUCAUCAAAGCAAAGGGCUAGCUUCGAAAAAAACAAAGUCUGACAGUUGGCUUGGCACAGCUUCAAAGCUAGUGUAAUGUGAGCAGUGUGUAGCCAGCCGACAGCAUAAGUAUGUGGUGAGGUAAUCGGAUUGUAAUAGGGGAAGUAUGCAGGACUUGGCUGACUUGUAGGCCUAGGCUAAUAAAAUACAAUUGUUACAAUCUAGGCAUAUUGCUGUGCUUCCCCCCGCCCCCACGUUGGCCUAUCGCUCUAUCAAAAUCCGCACAAAUCACAUUUUCUAUAUGUUGAUUUCUUUCACUUUAUGCAAACAUAGUGGGGCUUUUGCAAAUGUCUAAUUUCCAUAGCAAAUUAGCAGACCCCAGCUAGUAUGGAGAACUAGAGGGAGAGAAAUACUGUGUUAUGGGGGAGCGAGUGAGUUUAGUGCCGAGGCGAUGAGUUUUACAUCAAGUAGGUAUCAGUCGAUACUUGUAAAAAUGUCCAUUCUUUCAUGCGUAACUUGUACCUAUAUUUGUCCUGUGUAGUUGCAUUAUUUUCUUUAGGUUCUGCAAUCUGUAGUUUUUGAUAAAAUGUAAUUCUAUGUGACCUCUGUCAAAUUGUGCCGUGCAAUGACGGGGCUGCUCCUUCUGCGUUAACAAACAACGGCUCCCUUGACGGAGAUUGCAUAAAAAAAGAAUGCAACUACACAGGACAAACAUAUAGGUACAAGUUACGCAUGUACCGAUUCAAUGUAGUCGGAAGUAGGCUACACUCCGCCAAAACCCAUUGCCUCGGCACUCAACUCCAGUUGAGAAUUCUUGGCUAAGGUAGGACUAGCCUUUUGAUCUGGUCCUACCAUUGGUGAAUGAAGCAGAACAUAAGUGCUGUGCUGUAGGUUUCCCCCCUACAGUGGUUGUAAUGACUGUGUGCACAGUGCAGCUCUUUGUGUGGGCUGGCUGUGAUGACUUUGUGUGGACUGUCUGUGUGUGUCUCUCUCUAGCAGCAGGGCUGACAUCGCAGAGCCAGAGAUCUUGUGUCAGUUGGUCUCACGAUGCUGCUGGGGUUGACUUAUUACUGGCAGAUCAGAUGACUGCUUGCUAGGCUGCAUAUGCUGGAUGGAUACGCUGCAUAUCCACAGCAGAUAUCUGUCAGGGUGUCGAUGAGCUGUGUUUCUUAGCAACCAGGCGACCUCUCACUCUUACAUCAGUAGCGGUAGUUGGUGGGGGUGUUUGGUGCACUAUUAAACCCCUUGAUUUCUCUCCUCCUCUCCAGAGUCUGUGUAUGACCUCCUCCCUAAGGAGCUCCAGCUGCAGCCGUCCUCCUCCUCCAAGACAGACACACCCACCAUGAGCCAGAAGAGUGGGGGAGAGGCCAGACCACCCCCUUCUGCAUCCCUGGCCUCAGGUAAGCCCCUCACUCUCAACCCACCAGCCUGACCUAGGAUCAGAUUACUCUCCUCAUAACCUCACCUAGAUCGUUAGUGGGCAGAACAUUAGGCUGACCUUAGAUCAGUGUCUAGGGAACAACUCUCCACCCUUCCUGCUGAGUGCCUGUGGGGCAGUGGGUGCUAGUGGUGCUGUAUUCUGGGAAAUUAAGUCUUCACCUCUGUAGGGCAAAUGUAGGCCAUGGUUACUGUAGACGGGACAGGUGUGAGAGAGUGGGAAUAAAUAUAGUUUUAUGUUAAAAUGAAUAGUGAAUGAGCAUGGCCUUGGUCUAUAUAUUCCUAAAGUCAUAUUAGGCUACAAACUACUGUUGCCUGUAAUCUCUCUCUAGUCUAUAAUCAAAAUAUAAUUAAAAACUGUUUUGUUUUAGUUCGUUUGAUUGUUUUAUGUUUUCAUCUCUCUUACAUAGAGAGAAGUAAAUUAAUUAAACCCAUCACUAGAGACUGUAUUUACCGUCAGUUUCUAUUGCUAGUUUUUAUUCUCAGAUGGUGGGAAGAGGUGAAAACAGCUGGUUAUAAUUAGCAAAGCAAUUAUCAUGUCCUUUUAGCACUUCUGAAUUAGCACGCCUGUCUGGAUCUGAACUGCCUGUCUGCUAUAGCCUUUCUGUGAUGAAGAUAAGAUGACACACACGAACACACUAAGUCAUGUAGACUAGCAUAAAGAAAAUAUCUCAUAUCUCAAGAGAUCUUGUAUUAGGCCUAGAUCAGAAAAAAACUAUAUGUGGUAGUGUCACAUCAGUGGUUGGGGUUUUAAAACAGAACGUGAAAUGAUUUUGAAAACAUCAGAGUACUCAUACACAAGACUAGUAGACCACUUCCCUUUAGCACAGGAAGCUGACUGAACUUGGUAGUCUAGUGGCUGCUGUCAUUGUGCACAGUAAACCAGAAGUAUGUAUAAGUUGACCUUAACCACUGAUACAGGCUCAGAUAUAUUCUUAACCCCCUUAUUGGUUAGUUAGGAUUGGGGUGUAGGGUAGCCUGUCCCAGAUCUAUGUGUUUUAGUCAACUCCUCUGACUCGUUGUCAUGCCAUACAUGUGCCAGGCUAGGGUAAUCUGAUCCUAGAUCUGUGGUUAGGGGCAGCUUCUACCUCAAGCUCAGUUUUCCGAGUCUAGCUGGAAUCACACUAAAACAUCUGCCACAGCUGUACUCAAACACUAAAAAUCUACUAAGAGACAACUUAAGUUAUCCUCACAACAGUAUUUCAUUGAUUCAAUUUGCUGAUUGCCAGGAAGUUGAGUCAUGACUGAUCAGCUCUUGUUGCUCAUUGGCUGUCUCAUUUGUAUUGCAGGAAAUUUCCUCCCUCUGAGGCAUGGGGUGGCUGCAUAUAAAAUGGCCUGCAGGUCACUGCUCCAUAGGUCAGAGCCUUGUUUAUUCUGUUGCCAUGGCUACGCUCAGUCCUAAUCAAAUCCUCCAAUUGGCAUGUUCAGACCAUUGUAUAGGCCUAAUACUGUAUGCACAAACUGCUCUAGCCCCCCUCUACAUUUAAUUUGGCACCGCAUCUUUAGUUUGCAAAUUUGUCUGUUAAGAGGAAAGUCUGACUGACCAGAUCUUGCUGUUUUUGUUUCUGGCAAUGUGUAUGUAACGAUUUUAGAAGCUUGCUUUAGUUUUUUGUAAACAAAGCAUGUCCAUUUUGUCACGUUGAUUUUUAAAGAGCAAGUUUUAGUAGGAAUUAAACAUUCCAAUGGGGGAAACAUGGGGCCUAUUUGUACCAUUCUCAACUUUAACUUCAGAAAAGUUGACCGCCACCAGAGAGCUCUGGCAUGCACAGUGAGGGCAUGUAGCCACACAAAAAACAUCCUCAAAUGAAUUUAGAUCAUGCACAAAUUCAGCUGCUUGAAUGGGACUGCUAGCCUGCUCUGUAUUGACAUCUGUACUAAUAAUGUGAUCUUCUACACUCCAGAUGCCAUCUCCUCCACCUCCAGCCCUUCUCCAUCCUCCUCUCAAGACAUGGGAGACCCCUGCACCACCAGCCCCAGACCCAGCACAGCCCCCUCUACCUCAUCUAUGAAACAGCCCCAGUCCCCCCUCCUCCUCCACCAUCCCAGCAGUGCCCCUGGAGAGGGUUCAGGAGCCCCAGGGGGAUCACAGAUGCAGGGUGUGGAGGGAGCUCUGUCUGCCCUUGGAGGUGGAAGCUGCAGUGGGACCAGCUCUGGAACAGGAGACCCAGGAGCAGCAGGGGGGGUGGGAGCCCAGCAGCAGCCCCAGAACACCCCCUCUAAGAGGAGGCCAGUGCUGAGCAUCUCCCCCCCUCCGGAGGACCUAUUUGAUGACAGCAAUAUGUCCUGCCAGGAGGAUCCAGCCCCGGCCGGGCCAGCAGGGCCAGACUCAGAAUACAGCAGCAGCAUCUGGGCCGACGACUCAGCCUCCAACUUCAGCCUGCUCAGCUCCAGCUCCUACAAUGACAACACAGAGGUCCCCCGCAAAUCCCGUAAACGCACCCCCCGCCAGCGGCCCGGGCCCAAGCCUUCACCCCCAGAGGACAGCAUGGACAUGUUUGAUGCAGACAGUGCCAAGGCCCCACACUUUGUCCUGUCUCAGCUGGGCCCAGACAAGGCCAGUCCCAAGCCCAAGUAGGUUGAAUAGAAUGCAAGUCCCAACAGAAUGGCAAAAGUCUUACCAGACUUGAUACAUAUCAAUCAAACAGGGUUUAUUAAACAUAGACACAAACAAAUACAAGAACAUGUUUCAGUUUAAUACAAUAUGCAAGAAAACAAGAAAGAUAGAUAGAUACAUACAAUACCAGUCAAAAGUUUGGACACCUACUCAUUCAAGGGUUUUUCUUUAUUUUUACUAUUUUCUACAUUGUAGAAUAAUAGUGAAGACAUCAAAACUAUGAAAUAACACAUAUGGAAUCAGGUAGUAACCAAAAAAGUGUUAAACAAAUCAAAAUAUAUUUUAUAUUUCAGAUUCUUCAAAUAGCCACGCUUUGCCUUGAUGAAAAAUGUAUGCACACAUGACUAAGUCGCUUUGGAUAAAAGCGUCUGCUAAAUGGCAUUAUUAUUAUGACAGCUUUGCACACUCUUGGCAUUCUCUCAACCAGCUUCAUUAGGUAGUCACCUGGAAUGCAUUUCAAUUAACAGGUGUGCCUUCUUAAAAGGUCAUUUGUGGAAUUUAUUUCCUUAAUGCGUUUGAGCCAAUCAGUUGUAUUAUGACAAGGUAGGAGGGGUAUACAGAAGAUAGCCCCAUUUGGUAAAAGACCUAGUCCAUAUUAUGGCAAGAACCAGCUCAUAUAGGCAAAGAGAAACGACAGUCCAUCAUUACUUUAAGACAUGAAGGUCAGUCAAUACGGAACAUUUCAAGAACUUUGAAAGUUUCUUCAAGUGCAGUCGCAAAAACCAUCAAGCGCUAUGAUGAAACUGGCUCUCAUGAGGACCGCCACAGGAAUGGAAGACACAGAGUUACCUCUGCUGCAGAGGAUGUUGAGAUGUGUCAGUUACCAGCCUCUGAAAUUGCAGCCCAAAUAAAUGCUUCAGAGUUCAAGUAACAGACACAUCUCAACAUCAACUGUUCAGAGGGGACUGUGUGAAUCAGGCCUUCAUGGUCGAAUUGCUGCAAAGAAACCACUACUAAAGGACACCAAUAAGAAGAAGAGACCUGCUUGGACCAAGAAACACAAGCAAUGGAUAUUAGACCGGUGGAAAUUUGUCCUUUGGUCUGGAGUCCAAAUUGGACAUUUUUUUAUUCAAACUGCUGUGUCUUUGUGAGACGUGGUGUGGGUGAACGGAUGAUCUCCGCUUGUGUAGUUCCCACCGUAAAGCAUGGAGGAGGAAGUGUUAUGGUGUGGGGGUGCUUUGGUGGUGACACUGUCUGAUUUAUUACGAAUUCAUGGCACACUUAACCAGCAUAGCUACCACAGCAUUCUGCAGCGAUACACCAUCUCAUCUGGUUUGGGCUUAGUGGGGCUAAAAAAAAUUUCAACAGGACAAUGACCCAACACACCUCCAAGCUGUGUAAGGGCUAUUUUACCAAGAAGGAGAGUAAUGGAGUGCUGCAUCAGAUGACCUGGCCUCCACAAAACCCCGACCUCAACCCAAUUGAGAUUGUUUGGGAUGAUUCGGACGGCAGAGUGACGGAAAAGCAGCCAUCAAGUGCUCAGCAUAUGUGGGAACUCCUUCAAGACUGUUGGAAAAGCAUUCCAGGUGAAGCUGGUUGAGAGAAUGCCAUGAGUGUGCAAAGCUGUCAUCAAGGCAAAGGGUGGCUAUUUAAGAAUCUCAAAUAAAAUAUAUUUUGAUUUGUUUAACACUUUUUGCGUUACUACUUGAUUCCAUAUGUGUUAUUUCAUAGUUUAGAUGUCUUCACUAUUAUUCUACAAUGUAAAAAUAAAGAAAAACCCUUGAAUGAGUAGGUGUCCAAACUUUUGACCGGUAGUGUGUAUACAAAACAAAUAUGGGAGAUUGGAAAUGAUGCAGACAAUUACAUUGAUGGAAGCUACAAUCUAUCUGAAAUAUUGAAGCUGAUCUGCACCCAAAAAAAAAUUUCAUCAAUAAAUAAGAUAUAGAUUCAUCAAUAAUGGCUGUUGAAGCCGAAAAGGCCUAAUAAUUGACAACAAAUAUAUAAAGAUAACUUUAUUCCAUUACUCAACAAUAUGAAAGAUCAAAUUAAAUUGAAAAAUCUUCUCAUAAAUCUUACAGGUAGAAUAAACCUCUUUUAGAAUGGCAUGUCUGCCGAAGUUUUUGAAUUAAUUUUCGAUAAUACCAAUUAUCCCACUGAAGACAUUCUUUAAAAAAGUAUACUCAGUCAUAAGACUUUAUAUGGGCAAAUAAAAUUCAUAGAAUAAAAGGGAAAGUUUUACAUCUUCCUAAGUCUGAGGGUGGUUUUAACCUUCCAGACUUGGAAAUGUAUUAACUCGCUACCCAGGGCUUUUACUUGCGACAUAUAGUUAAAAGAGGAACAAUGGGUACAUAUUGAAGAUGUGCAUGCUCAUCCCCAGAAUAUUUUUACGUAUCUAUUUUCAAAGGAUAAAGUUAAGAACAUUAACAACUUCAUAGUUAAGAACAAUAUAACAAUAUGGAAGAAAAUGUAACUUAUUCUACAAGAACCGAUAUCACUCGCUAAAAACACAACUUUAUGGAACAAUCCUUGGAUAGCUUUUCAGAAUUCACCGAUUUUAAAUUGGUCCACAUGGAAAACAAAAGGCAUAAAAACCGUAAAUGACUUGGCCAUUUAUUUCCAUGACAGAAUGUAAAGUAAUUUUGGACUGAACAAAAAUAUAAACGCAACAUGUAAAGUGUUGGUCCCAUGUUUCAUAAGGUGAAAUAAAAUAUCCCAGAAAUGUUCCAUACUCAUAAAGUGUUUCUCAAAAAAAAAAAAAAAAAAAGUUUUUUUUAUAUACCUGUUAGUGAGUAUUUCUCCUUUGCCAAGAUAAUCCAACCACCAGACAGGGGUGGCAUAUCAAGAAGCUGAUUAAACAGCAUGAUCAUUACACAGGUGUACCUUGUGCUGGGGACAAUAAAAGGCCACUAAAAUGUGCAGUUUUGUAACACAACACAAUGCCACAGAUGUUUUGAGGGAGUGUGCAAUUGGUAUGUUGACUGCAGGAAUGUCCACCAGAGUUGUUGCCAGAGAAUUGAACGUUCAUUUCUUUACCAUAAGCUGCCUCCAAGAUCAUUUUAGAGAGUUUGGCAGUACCUCCAACCAGCCUCACAACCGCAGACCACGUGUAACCACGCCAGCCCAGGACCUCCACAUCCGGCUUCUUCACCUGCGGGAUCGUCUGAGACCAGCCACCCCGGAGGAGAGCUGAUGAAACUGUGGGUUUGCACAAACUGUCAGAAACCAUCUCCGAGAAGCUCAUCUGCGUGCUCGUCGUCCUCACCAGGGUCUUGACCGGACUGCAGUUCGGCGUCAUAGCCGACUUCAGCGGGCAAAUGCUCACCUUCGGUGGCCACUGGCAUGCUGGAAAAGUGUGCUCUUCACAGAUAAAUCCUGGUUUAUACUGUACCGGGCAGAUGGCAGACAGUGUAUGGCGUCAUGUGGGUGAGUGGUUUGCUGAUGUCAACGUUGUGAACAGAGUGCCCCAUGGUGGGGUUAUGGUAUGGGCAGGCAUAAGCUACGGACAACGAACGCAAUUGCAUUUUAUCAAUGGCAAUUUGAAUGCACAGAGAUACUGUGACGAGAUCCUGAGGCCCAUUGUCGUGCCAUUCAUCCACCACCAUCACGUCAUGUUUCAGCAUGAUAAUGCAUGGCUCCAUGUCGCAUGGAUCUGUACACAAUAACUGAAAGCUGAAAAUGUCCCAGUUCUUUCAUGGCCUGCAUACUCACCAGACAUGUCACCCGUUGAGCAUGUUUGGGAUGCUCUGGAUCGACAUGUACGACAGCGUGUUCCAGUUCCCGCCGAUAUCCAGCAACUUUGCACAGCCAUUGAAGAGUGGGACAACAUUCCACAGGCCACAAUCAACAGCCUGAUCAACUCUAUGCGAAGGAGAUGUGUCGCGCUGCAUGAGGCCAAUGGUGGUCACACCAGAUACCGACUGGUUUUCUGAUCCAUGCCCCUACUUUUUUUUUUUUUUUAAAGGUAUCUGUGACCAACAGAUGUAUAUCUAUAUUCCCAGUCAUGUGACAGCCAUUGAUUAGGGUCUAAUGAAUUUAUUUGUGUCGUGUGUUCUCCAGUUCUCUGGAGGCUGGGUGCCUGCUGAAGGGAUGUAUUCUGUCAGGUCAGUACCCCCAGAAGAGUGAGGGCAAGGAGCUGAAGAUCCUGUUGCAGCCAGAGACCCAGCACCGGGCACGCUACCUGACCGAGGGCAGCCGCGGCUCUGUCAAAGACCGCACCCAACAGGGCUUCCCCACGGUCAAGGUGAGACACUUUAUUUUUACAACCAUUAAAUAAGAUAGAUUAGUCAUUAGGUUGAUUUGUGUGUGUUAAGCUAUGUUGCACUCUCAGCUCUACUCACCAUCUUCUCUCCUUCUCUCUCCAGUUGGAGGGCGUCAGUGAGCCGGUGGUGCUGCAGGUGUUUGUGGCCAGUGACACAGGCAGAGUGAAGCCUCAUGGGUUCUACCAGGCCUGCAGGGUGACGGGCCGCAACACCAAAGCCUGCAAGGAAGUGGACAUCGAGGGAACCACUGUCAUAGAGAUCCCUCUGGAGCCCAGCAACGCCAUGUCACUAGCGUAAGGGACUCAUUCAUUUAGUUAAUGAAAAUUGAAGCAUUGUUGAAAUAUCAGUGUGUUACUGUGUGUUUGUGUUUCAUCAUCUGAACAUUUUGUAAUGUUGAAUCUUGACAGGGUUGACUGUGUGGGGAUCCUGAAGCUGCGUAACGCGGACGUGGAGGCUCGUAUUGGGGUUGCCGGGUCCAAGAAGAAGAGCACCCGGGCCAGGCUGGCCUUUAGGGUCAACAUCCCCCAGCCUGAUGGGUCUGUCCUCACCCUGCAGACCACCUCCUCACCCAUCCUCUGCAGUGCGUCAACUACCACCCUAUUCAUACAAACACAAAUAACUAUUGGGUAUCGAGAGUAAAAAGUAAAUUUGGAUGUAUAUGUGCUUGUUUGAUGUUUCAUUCAAUUCAGUGUGUUCGUGUCGGGCUGGAACAAAAGCUGGCACACCACGUAGCUCCUUAACUGACUUGCCUAGUUAAAUAAAGGUAAAAUAAAAUACAAAUACAAAUACUCUGCUGUGUUUGUGUCCUUCCCCAGCCCAGCCAGCGGGGGUGCCAGAGAUCCUGAAGAAGAGUCUCCACAGCUGUUCAGUGAGAGGAGGAGAGGAGCUCUUCAUCAUAGGGAAGAACUUUCUCAAAGGAACCAAGGUCAUCUUCCAGGAGAACACAGCAGGUACCAGCACUAACAUGCCUGUCUUCUUCCUCUCUUUGUGAUGUCUGUGAUAUCUCCUCAUUGAGUGGCUUUUGUAAAUAAAAAAAGAUUGAUAAAACAUUGAUUCCUUUUCUUUCCAGAUGAUAACUCGUGGCAGGCCGAGGCAGAGAUUGACAUGGAGCUGUUCCAUCAGGUAGCCCAUUGAUAUCAAUGUAUGAGUAAUGCAUACGGAUCAUGAGCUGACUUUGUCCUAAUCCUAAUGAUGUUGCUGUGUUUCCUCUAGAACCAUGUGAUAGUGAAGGUUCCUCCCUACCACAACCUGUCUGUCUCCUCUCCUGUCUCUGUGGGCGUCUACAUCAUGACCAACGCCGGGAGGUCACAUGACGUACAGCCCUUCACAUAUACCCCAGACUCAGGUGUGUGCACUGCUAAGAAAGGAGUGAUGAACGGCAUAGAAGGGUUCACUAAGGCUCCAUCUAUGGUAUACAAUGCGUGUGUUUCUCUCUUGUUCAACCUGCGUUUCUGUUCUGUCCCAAACCAGAGCACUCCCUGGACAUGUCUGUGAAGACAGAGGGGUCUUCUCUGGCUAAGGCCUGCACCUUCCAGGACCAGAUCAAGUCUCUGGCCUCUGACCCUGCCCAGUCUGCUGGUGAACUGGUCAAACGACAGGAGGUCACCCCUAUGGAGGUCUCCAGUAAUACCCCAUCCACAGCACUCUUCAAGGUAGGAGCAAUAUACCAAUCAUAUUUUACCGAUCAUAUUUAACCAAGGAUCCUUGUAUGUACAUUUAUGAUCAGAUGGUUUUGCUGGGACAUCACUCUUUAGUUGUAUCAAUAAAAUAAGACAUCUGGAUCCAGAGUCAUUGGCCAAAUUGUAGGGAAGUGUGUAGAUUCUACAAAAUAUUUAAUUCCACUCUUUUUGUCUCCUUCCUUUAGCCGUCGUCUGACGCCCUCGUCUCGGUCCAGCAAACCCUGGCGCUGAGCUCCAGCACCCCGCCUAGUGCUGAGUCCUUCCCCAGCCCCAUGCCUCUCCAGCAUGGGGACGUGGACUUCCCCCAGUCCCCGGUCUUCCCCUCCCUGGAGCCCCUCUGCACCAUCCAGAAGCAGGACAUCGCCCCCACCACCUCCUUCCCUGUCUCCAGCGACAACACCACCCUCCCCCCCGUCCCCCCAGAGUUACCCCAGCAGUUCCUCCGGGACCCCCAGGAGAGCCUGCCUCAAGAUGCCUCCAACCCCAGCAGCGAGGUGGUGUUAGUGGGCAUGUCCCAGGACGGGGUGGCCCAGCUGGAGAGGGCAGUAAGGGAGCUCCAGGCGGGGGGCAGCGACCUGGUACAACAGGUCAUGGAGGCAGCAGUGGCUCAGCAGCAGCUCAACUCAGUGUUGUACAGCCCCACGGCCUCCACUGACUCACUGCAGCAACACGUACAGGACACCAUGAACAGCCUGAGACUGGGGGGAGCUGAGGGCUCUCUGGCCACACAACAACACAUACAGAUACAACAACAGCAGCAGCAGCAGAUACAACAGCAGUUGCAACAACAGCAGAUCCUUGGCAACAUGCAGCAACAGCAGUUACAGCAACAGCAAGUCCUUGGCAACAUACAGCUACAACAAGAAUUAUUACUACAGCCACAGGAUCAACAACAACUGCAGCAACAGCAGCAACAGAUACUGGGUAACCUACAACAUCAACAGUUUCAACAGCAGCAGCAGGUACUUGGCAACAUACAGCUACAGGAUCAUCAACAACUUCAGCAGCAACAACAACAAAACCAAGCACUAGGCAACCUACAACAGCACCAGCUACAACAACAGUUACAACAGCAGCUCCAGGCUGAGUUCCUCCAGCCACAGAUCCACUCUUCAUCUCAUCCCCAGCAGCAGCCUGUGUCUCUCCUCCAGCAGGCUGGGGAGCUGCUCACCAUCCAGACCUCCAGCUUCCCCCAGCAGCCCCCCUCCCACUCCUCUCCCCCCCAGCAGCUCUUCCAGUCCCCAAGGCCUCUGUCGGAGACCCCCAGCCCCCAGCACCAGGUCCAAGCCGCCCUGCUGCAGAACACUCUGACUGUGCUGACCAGUGGUAGCCUUAGUCAGGAGCAGCAGGCCACAGGGUCCACACUGUUCCUUUCUCCCAACACUCUCUCUAACCAGGGUAGUCAACAGCAGCUAGCAUUCCUUUCCUCCAUGGAGACUUCUGCCUGUGAGCCCCAGACUGUGUCAGUGUUCCAGCCUCAGACCCAGCAGCAGCAGCAGAGCACCCCCAUGGACCAGCAGCAGUCCCCCCAGCAGACACAACUACAGCAAACCCAGCAGCUUCCCAUGGCUCAGCAGGGCUCCUUGUUCCAGACUAGCACUCUGCCCCCCAGCCAGCACCCUCAGCCCCAGCCCACCGGCCUCCUUCUCUGCACCGCCUCCCUCAAACCCCAGGCUCUGCCCCCAGCCCUCCUCUUUAGUACCCAGGCCCAGGGCCCCUCCAUGGGCAGCAACAGCACCCCUCGCCCCCAGGACGCCCCUGCGUCCCUCUUGUUCUCUCAGCCCACCAUGGUGGGGGUCAGGGUAGGGGUGGCCCAGACGGACCCAGCGGAGCCCAUGUUCUUCCAGGACCAGAGCUCCUCUGUAGGGGGGACCCCUGCCUCCAGCAAUCCCCCUCCGCAGGGUCUGUUCCAGGGGCAGCAGCCCAUGCAGGUGGGCUCCAGCUCAGUCAGUGGCCCUCCCAGCCAGCAGGUGGAGCUGUUCCUGCCACAGGGUUCUCUGUCUGGUCUGCAGGGUAGCAUGGCCACACAGGAACUAGGAAACCAGGCUGCAGCAGGGGCAACUAUCUUUGUAAUGCAGAGUGGGCUGGGGGUGGUGGGGCUGCAGAGUACCACAUCCUCCCCUGGUAAGAGACCCCCAGAGCAGCUGUUCCAGACGGGAGUGAGCGGGAACGUUGGCCAGCCAGGAGGACAACCCAACCUGUUUGUGUUCGGCCUCCAGAACGGUGAGACUGCUUUACCUGACAGGAUCAGUACUCCGCAUGGACAAUAGUAGAGGAAUAUUGAUUUACUUGAUAUAAUACUGCAUUGAUACAUUUUAAGAGUCUUUGUGUGACAUCCUUUUCUCCUCAGAUUCCUCCCAGCUGAUGACGUCCUCUGGUCCUACAAUGUCUGCCCAGAGCCAGUCCCAGAACCCCAACCCUUUGCAGGCCAGCCACAUCCAGCCUCUUCUGGACCCAAACAUGGCCCAGACCGCCACACCCAUGCAUACUAAUCUUCAGACACCCAUGCAAACUGGUUUACAAAACGCCAUGAGUAGCUUAGAAAAUGCCUUGCAGGCCAACCUACAGACCCCAAUGCAGACGAACAUACAGACUGAAAUGCAGACCAAUAUACAGACUGCCAUAGAAACAACCCCUAUGCAGACCAACCUCCAGACCCCCAUGCAGACCAACCUCCAGACCCCCAUGCAGACCAACCUCCAGACCCCCAUGCAAACCAACCUCCAGACCCCCAUGCAGACCAACUUCCAGACCCCCAUGCAGACCAGUUUACAGACCCCCAUGCAGUCCAACAUGCAGACGUCCAUGAGCACCUCCCAGAACAUGGAGAAGAUAGAGGACCUGCUGGAGAGCCUACAGGAGCAGUGA